AGAACCCAAGAAUUAUCCUAAUGUAAAUUUUUGCAGCAGGAUGGAAGGGGAAUCUUAUCACAAUGCAACCACUGUCAACGGCACCCCAGUAAAUCACCAGCCUUUGGAGCCCCAUGGGUUGUGGGAAGUCAUCACCAUUGCAGCUGUGAGUUCUGUGGUCAGCCUGAUCACUGUUGUGGGUAAUGUCCUGGUCAUGAUCUCCUUCAAAGUCAACAGUCAGCUCAAGACGGUCAACAACUACUACCUGCUCAGCUUAGCCUGUGCGGACCUCAUCAUCGGAACCUUCUCCAUGAACCUCUACACCACCUACAUCCUCAUGGGACACUGGGUGCUUGGGAGUCUAGCAUGUGACCUUUGGCUGGCACUGGACUAUGUGGCCAGCAACGCCUCUGUCAUGAACCUGCUGGUGAUUAGUUUUGACCGAUACUUUUCCAUCACAAGACCCCUGACCUACCGGGCCAAGCGUACCCCAAAGAGGGCUGGCAUCAUGAUUGGCUUGGCCUGGCUGAUCUCCUUCAUCCUCUGGGCCCCAGCGAUCCUCUGCUGGCAGUACUUGGUCGGGAAGCGGACGGUACCAGCAGAUGAGUGCCAGAUCCAGUUCCUCUCUGAGCCCACCAUCACCUUUGGCACUGCCAUAGCUGCCUUCUAUGUCCCUGUUUCUGUCAUGACCAUCCUCUACUGCCGGAUCUACCGGGAAACAGAGAAGAGAGCCAAGGACUUGGCUGACCUCCAGGGCUCUAACUCUGUGGCUGAAGCAGAGAAGAGAAAGCCGGCUCCCAGGCCUCUGCUCAGUUCCUGUUUUAGCCGCCCUCGGCCCACCCUGGCUCAGAGGGAGAGGAACCAGGCCUCCUGGUCAUCUUCCCGCAGAAGCUCCUCCACCACAGGGAAGCCACCCCAAGCCACUGGCCCAGGCACCGACUGGGCCAAAGCUGAGCAGCUCACUACCUGCAGCAGCUAUGCCUCCUCGGAGGACGAGGACAAGCCCACCCCUGACCCAGUUGUCCCCGGGGUCUGUAAGAGUCAGGCCAAGGACAGCCCACAGGAGGAUUUCAGUGCAGAAGAGACCAAAGAAACGUUUGUGAACGCUCAAGCUGAAAACAAUGAUUUUAACACCCCAAAAUACUUCCUAUCUCCAGCUGCUGCUCACAGACUCAAGAGUCAGAAAAGCAUUGACUGCAAGUUCCGAUUGGUGGUAAAAGCUGACGGGACCCAGGAGACCAACAAUGGCUGCCGUAAGGUGAAAAUCAUACCCUGCUCCUUCCCGAUGUCCAAGGACCCUUCAACAAAAGGCCUGAAUCCCAGCCUCAGCCAUCAAAUGACCAAACGGAAGAGAAUGGUCCUAGUGAAAGAGAGGAAAGCCGCCCGGACCUUGAGUGCCAUUCUGCUGGCUUUCAUCAUCACGUGGACUCCUUACAACAUCAUGGUCCUGGUGUCCACCUUCUGUGACAAGUGCGUCCCCGUCCCACUAUGGCACUUGGGCUAUUGGUUAUGCUAUGUCAACAGCACCGUCAACCCCAUCUGCUAUGCACUCUGCAACAGAACCUUUAGGAAGACAUUCAAGAUGCUUCUGCUCUGCCAGUGGAAAAAGAAAAAAGGAGAAGAGAAGUUGUACUGGCAGGGGAACAGCAGGCUGCCCUGAAGAGUCAACGGAAGAGUAACGGUCACAGACUGGUCUGCUUAGUUUUAAGAAUGUCUUGCAUCAUUUCGAAUAUUUGAAGACUUG
Molecule: messenger RNA, 1723 nt
Organism: Castor canadensis (American beaver)
Lineage: Eukaryota; Metazoa; Chordata; Mammalia; Rodentia; Castoridae
Gene: Chrm5
Product: cholinergic receptor muscarinic 5
Biological process (GO): chemical synaptic transmission; adenylate cyclase-inhibiting G protein-coupled acetylcholine receptor signaling pathway; gastric acid secretion
Cellular component (GO): plasma membrane; synapse; dendrite
Molecular function (GO): G protein-coupled acetylcholine receptor activity; G protein-coupled serotonin receptor activity
Source: RefSeq, a predicted model, not a curated record